This is a messenger RNA of Cladocopium goreaui, 614 nucleotides long. The record is from the annotation of a GenBank genome assembly. Lineage: Eukaryota; Dinophyceae; Suessiales; Symbiodiniaceae.
AAUUGCUAGCAGCGGGUUUCUCUGUGGAGCAAGCCGCGUACUACAGUCAGUCGUACGAGAAGGCUAAGCAGCGGCAGCAGUGGCUACAUGCAUGGGAUGCAGCUCGCCCGUGUCUACUAAACGGUGGGGCUAUCGAUGGGAAUUGUGCUGAGAUUGGUCUGCUAGCUACCUUCUUGUGCCGCGCGCAGCCGCUGCUUGCCUUUCGCACAGAGUGGUGCAUCUGGGCCACAGAAGAAAAGCUGGCAGGUUGCAUCGAUUUCGCAGCUUGUCGAUUGCAAACGUACAAAUACGAAAAUCCUUGGCACGCCUUGGCGGAGCCAUUAGAGCACCUGCCAGAGGCGCAGGGUGUCAAGUACCACUUGCAGCUCAACAUCUACCGCUUUAUCUUGGACAAGUACUAUGGGCACAUAGUCUCUUCCAUGCUUGUUGUAUGUCUCCAUCCUGAGCUGCAAGAUGGACAUUGGGCCGAUGUUGUACCUGCGAUGCCUGCUGAAAUCUGUGCAAUCAUGCAGGUACGUCGUGAUGAGGUUAGAAGACAGUGCUUCUGGCUUCACCCUGUCCAUUGCUCAGAGUCAUGCUACCGCAUCAGAUGUUUGCCACCACUUGGAAGAUGA